This is a messenger RNA of Cladocopium goreaui, 2844 nucleotides long. NCBI's taxonomy places the organism in Eukaryota, Dinophyceae, Suessiales, Symbiodiniaceae. The record is from the annotation of a GenBank genome assembly.
AUGAACCGCAUCGCGCGCAUCGCCGGCCAUGUGCAGUCCAGCGCACAGGACAUGGGCCUUGGUGCUCAGCCUACAGCUGGCUACUGCGCGGCAGCGAAGGGCGAGGACGAUGUGGUGAUCUGCUGCGCGGUGCGCACCCCACUGUGCAAGGCCAAGCGUGGAUCCUUCAAGGACACUGCCCCUGAGCUCUUGUUGGCCGCUGUCUUCAAGGAGGUCGUGGCAAGGACCAAGGUGAACCCCAAGGACAUUGGCGAUAUCCAGAUUGGCAACGUGCUUCAGCCCGGAGCCAGCGGCCUCACCUCCCGGAUGGGCCAGUUCAUCGCCGAGCUUCCCUACGAGAUCCCCUUGAGCACAGUGAACCGUCAAUGUAGCAGCAGCUUGCAAGCCACCGCAGCCAUUGCCGCGUUCAUCAAGUCUGGCAUCAUUGAUGUGGGCCUUGCCGGUGGUGUGGAGAACAUGAGCAUGUUUCCCAUGAUGGCCACCAUCGACAUCACCAAGCUCUCCAAGGAUGUCUUGGACUACCCAGAUGCCGAGGCAUGCCUCCUGCCCAUGGGUCUCACCAGCGAGAACGUGGCGGCGGCCUAUGGCAUCCCCAGGGAUCGUCAGGACAUCAUGGCUGCGGAUUCCCACAAGAAGGCUUUGGCGGCUCAGAAGAACGGAUGGUUUAAGGAGGAGAUUGUUCCUGUGACGGUGGAGACCAAGGGCAAGGACGGCAAGAUCCAAACGAAGGUCAUCAGCGAGGACGAAGGCCCCCGCGCCGGCGUCACGGCCGAGAGCUUGGGGAAGCUGAAGCCGGCCUUCAAGGCGGGUGGCAGCACCACUGCUGGCAACAGCAGCCAGGUGACCGAUGGAGCUGCCAUGGUGCUCUUGGCCAGGCGUUCCGUGGCCAAGAAGUUGGGUUUGCCCAUCGUGGCGCGUUUCCGCAGUUUCGCCUGUGUGGGUGUGGAUCCUAAGCUGAUGGGCAUCGGCCCUGCUUUCGCCAUUCCUCCAGCACUUGAGAAGGCUGGGCUGAAGGUGGAGGACAUCGACAUCUAUGAGAUCAACGAGGCAUUCGCCUCGCAGGCCACCAUGUCUGUGGAUCAUCUCAAGAUCCCCAUGGAGAAGGUGAACCCCAAGGGCGGCGCCAUCUCCCUGGGACAUCCCUUGGGAGCCACGGGCGCGCGACAGAUCGCCACCUUGUUGCCCGAGUUGAAGCGACAGGGCAAGAAGUUGGGCGUGACCUCCAUGUGCUUGGGAAGUGGCAUGGGCGCCGCCUCAGUGAUUGAGCUGGGCACCGGCCAUCUUCGGCACGAAGGAACCCCAUCGGAUGCUUCGGGCUAUUUUGCUUGGCUUUGUUUGAAGCUGCCGAACAAAGAGGCAGAAGGACACUCUUCGACUGGAGAAAAGGAGGCCAGGAAUAGAAUCCCACCUUCACCAGAUCUGCUGCUAUGGAUCCCUGAUCCGCGUUUCAGAAAUGCCGAGCUGUGCUGCGGGGGUGCGACUCCUGAGUUUCUUAGGGUCAAAGAGGUUUUUGUGAACCAGCUCACAGCCAUCUUUUCAUUGCGCCCCAACUGUCCGAACGACGCCAUGAACCGUGUGGCACGCAUCGCCGGGCAUGUGCAGUCCAGCAUGGGAGAGCAGGAAAGCUUCCUGGGAGCCCAGCCGACCAUGGGCAUUUGCACACCCGAGAAGUCGGAGGAGGACGUGGUGAUCUGCUGCGCGGUGCGCACCCCACUGUGCAAGGCCAAGCGUGGGUCCUUCAAGGACACAGCCCCUGAGCUGCUGUUGGCUGCUGUCUUCAAGGAGGUGGUUGCCAGGACGAAGGUGAAUCCCAAGGACAUCGGAGACAUUCAGAUCGGCAAUGUGCUGCAGCCCGGAGCCAGCGGACUCACCUCCCGUGACGAAAAAAUUGAUCCCCAAGCCUUCAACUGGCAAGGCAUGGGCCAAUUCAUUGCGGAGCUGCCUUGGGACAUUCCAUUGAGCACUGUGAAUCGCCAGUGCAGCAGCAGCCUGCAGGCUACCGCCAACAUCGCGGCUUUCAUCAAGGCUGGAGUCAUUGAUGUUGGUCUUGCUGGCGGUGUGGAGAACAUGAGCAUGUUCCCCAUGAUGGCCACCAUCGACAUCACCAAGCUCUCUGCUAAAGUCUUGGACUACACAGCUUGCCUCCUGCCCAUGGGUCUCACCAGUGAGAACGUGGCGGCGGCCUAUGGCAUCCCCAGGGAUCGUCAGGAUAGCAUGGCGGCAGAUUCCCACAAGAAGGCGUUGGAGGCGCAGAAGCAGGGCUGGUUCAAAGAGGAGAUCGUCCCGGUAACCAUUGAGACCAAGGGCAAGGAUGGAAGCAUGCAGAAGAAGGUCAUCACCGAAGACGAAGGCCCUCGUGCCGGUGUCACCGCUGAGAGCUUGUCCAAGUUGAAGCCAGCCUUCAAGGCGGGUGGCAGCACUACUGCGGGCAACAGCAGCCAGGUGACCGAUGGAGCUGCCAUGGUGCUCUUGGCCAGGCGUUCCGUGGCCAAGAAGUUGGGUCUGCCCAUCGUGGCGCGCUUCCGAAGCUUCGCCUGCGUUGGCGUGGAUCCUAAGCUCAUGGGCAUCGGCCCUGCUUUCGCGAUUCCACCAGCACUUGAGAAGGCUGGGAUUAAGGUGGAGGAUGUCGACAUCUAUGAGAUCAACGAGGCCUUCGCCUCCCAAGCCACCAUGUCUGUCGACCACCUGAAGAUUCCCAUGGAGAAGGUGAACCCCAAGGGCGGCGCUAUCGCCCUGGGACAUCCCUUGGGAGCCACGGGCGCGCGACAGAUCGCCACCUUGUUGCCCGAGUUGAAGCGACAGGGCAAGAAGCGACUUGGACGACUUGGAUUGACUUGGCUUUGA